AUGGCUGAUAGCUACCUCUCUUGGGUUUCUCUCUCCCACGCAAUAGCGAUUUUUGGAUUUCUCUCCUCCAUAAUUGCUGGCUCCAUUUUAAUAUCUCUCAACUUAUUUUAUGUUAAGAAAGUUUUCGGGAGUUAUAAGUAUUUGGUGAUAAUUUUCACAUGCUUGGGAAUGGUUUUUGCUACAUUGGAAGUAGUUUUCUUUCCGAAUAUGCAUUCUUUCAAUUCUGCUACCCUGUAUUUUACAUUGAGUCCACUAUUUGGGUUGAGCACUAAUAUGCUGUCCGCUUCCCUCGGUUUGUUUUUUCGUAAUUCUACAAGUGAAAACAAACUAAUAUUUUUCGAAGGAUGGAGAAGUUUAACUUGGGUUGCUUAUGUUCUAUACUUUGGAGCACAAUGGGCAAUUGGAGCUUAUAACUUUGUCAAAACUGAUGAAGUUGCGAAAAACUAUUUUCGGGAAGAGAUGAUUUUACGUUACAAUGUCUGUGUUGACAAUCUAUCAUCUCUGGCAAUGGUUGCAUUCGAUCCUUCUAGUGGUGACAUCCGAUGGUGGAACCUGAUGACGGUUGUGAAUAUGUCUUUUAUAAUGGCUAUUCAGUAUGCAAUAAUGAUCCAUUGUGGUUACUCAAUGUUUACGAAAAUGGAGGAAAAACUUCAGAAUUUCUCUACAAUGCACAAAAAUCAUCACAAACAACUCUUCAAAACUUUAAUGCUUCAGAUAACAGUGCCUUCAAUAUUCCUAUUCAUACCUCUCUCCUUCAUUAUUUAUAUUCCAUUACUUGAAAUACAGUUGAGCCUACCAACCGGUGUUCUAUUAUCAGGCUUCAGCUUAUACCCAGCUGCAGAUUCAAUCAUGGUCAUGUACAUUGUAGCUGAAUACAGGAACACGCUUAAAAGUCAUGCUCUUUCAUCCAUCAUAGCUGGUUCAACCAAUCAGCCCGUCAACUCAAAAGUUUGCUUAUUAGGAACAUCGCAACUGCAACGAGCCGUGUUCAGUGAAGUCAUGGCUAUCGUGCCAUUUGCAUGUGUAAAUUCGGCAAGCGACACAAAUCGAGCCACCGUGGCUCAGCCGGAAUUGGCGCGGCAUCUCCAACAACGGGCCAACUACUCAAGAGGCAAAUUCAACUACUCAAGAGGCCUACACGAUAAGGAUUUCGAGGAUUUGUUUUUUAUGUCUCCCGACCUUUAA
Messenger RNA from Caenorhabditis briggsae, 1185 nucleotides. It is a transcript of the gene Cbr-str-10, whose product is annotated as Protein CBR-STR-10. Bases 1 to 1185 code for a protein of 394 amino acids. The record is from RefSeq and is a predicted model, not a curated record. Lineage: Eukaryota; Metazoa; Nematoda; Chromadorea; Rhabditida; Rhabditidae. The transcript has 5 exons.